Molecule: messenger RNA, 1055 nt
Organism: Thermothielavioides terrestris NRRL 8126
Lineage: Eukaryota; Fungi; Ascomycota; Sordariomycetes; Sordariales; Chaetomiaceae
Exons: 2
Coding region: 184-900 (238 amino acids)
Source: RefSeq, a predicted model, not a curated record
AGCGGCGCUGUGUAAGCUGCAUGCAGAAGCGCGUGGAAUCUGAAGAUAUAAGACCGGGCGACCCGCGAGCGUUCAAUAUCACAUUCCCUCUCUUCCACUACCCGUCUCGCAACCGGCGAUUCAUCGAGGUACCCAUCCUUACUACCUACUCAUCCCUACUACUCACCUACCACAUCCCGCACCAUGGCUCUCCCGCCCAAAUUCGGGGGCCACCGUCUGGUCAUCACCGAUGCCACGGCCAGCGGCCCCUCGGCCAACGAGCCGCUCCACACGCUCGAGUUCUACCUCGACUACGUCUGCCCCUUCUCAGCCAAACUCUUCAAGACACUCACAACGACCGUGAUCCCUCACAUCCGCUCCAACCCGGCCCUGGCCGGGCGCGUGCAGCUGAUCCUGCGGCAGCAGAUCCAGCCGUGGCACCCGUCGUCGACGCUGGUGCACGAGGCGGCGCUGGCGGUGAACCGACUGCUCCUGCAGCGCGCGAGUAGCAGCGGCGACGCCGCGGCGGCGGCGGCAGCGGCGGCGGAGCAGUUCUGGACGUUCUCGGGCGCGCUGUUCGCGCGGCAGACGGCCUUCUUCGACGAGGCGGUCGCGCGCGAGACGCGCAACGAGACGUACCGCCGGCUGGCGCGGCUGGCGGCCGAGGCGCUCGGCGACGGGCUCGUCAGCGAGGCGGACGUGUACGGCCUGCUGGAGGUCAGGGAGGGCGAGGUCGGCGGGGAGGGCAAGAACGCGGGCAACGCGGUGACGGCGGACGUCAAGACUGUCGUCAAGAUGGCGCGGCUGACGGGCGUGCACGUCUCGCCGACCGUGCUGUUCAACGGCGUCGUGGUUGGGGAGAUUAGCAGUGGGUGGACGGGGGAGCAGUGGAUCGAGUGGUUGGGGAAGAAUAUCGUUUAACCAAGGUAGAUAUAGCUAGGGAGGGAGGUUAGGGUGAGACCUUCAAGGGGGGUGAAAGGUUGGUAGCCUAGGUAGUUGGUGACAGGACUGUCUCGUGAGAACUUGCGAGGCGAGCUUCUUAAGUGCUGCUGCUCGCGUUCCCUUCUUCUCCCUCG